AUUUUUUCAGAGACUUUCAUCCGGCAACGGACAGGGCCUUUUUUUUCUUAAAGGAGAAGCUGCAACUCAAAUAAUUUACCACUUCUCCCCUCGAGAGCUGGCGGCGCUGGGGACAGAAAGGCCAGAGCAGGAAGGUGGGGGUCUGGGUGGAGGCGGGAUAACGUCCAGGCUACUUCUUAGGCUAGUAAGAACCCUUGAGGGGACAGCGGCGCCUCCGGGAGGCAGGUGCGCGCGCAGCCGGCAGGGGGGUGCGCGCGCGGCUGAGAACGGUGCGUUUUGUCCUCGCCUCCGCCCUCGCCAGCCCUGCCCCUCCCACCGCCCCUAGCUUGAGCCGAACUCCAAAGUGGGGGGGGAGAAAGGUCACUUUGGGAUUGUCGCGAGACGCAGCCGUUUAACGGUGAGAACGGGCGCGCGGGCAAGGAAACCUCGCGCUCUCCCUCGGAGCCGUUUCCUGAUUGGUUGGAGGAAGGGGUGGGGGAGGGCACCGAGUGCGCUGCUGCGUGUGAGACCGCGAGGGGCCGGGCCAGGGGGGCCGAUCCUCCCCUCCGAUUGGCCCGCUGCGUGUCCGUCCGGGUGCGCGCGUGCGCGCCGCCGGCGGUCGCUGGCUUGAGUGGCAGGGGGCGGGUGGGGGGGGGCGCCCUCGGAACGGGCGGAGGGGCGGGGGGGAGAGAGGCGCUCCGGAGUGAGGGAGCCGGACGCUCCGGGAGCCGAGGGGGGCGGGGGGAGCUGCGCCGCGGGCGCCGCCGCCUCCACCGCCUGGGACGCAGGGGUGGGGGACGGACGAGCCCCGAUGCCGGGGGAGACGGAGGAGCCGCGAUCCCCGGAGCAGCAGGACCAGGAAGGGGGCCCAGCAGCGGCGGCCGACGCGGCUUCGGAGGAGCUCCGGCCCGGCGCGGCGGCGGCGCCGGCGGCGCCUGCAGAGACCGCGAGCAGCCGCGUGCUGAGGGGAGGUCGGGACCGCGGCCGGACCGCUGCGGCCGCCGCCGCCGCCGCUGCCGCUGUGUCCCGCCGGAGAAAGGCCGAGUAUCCCCGCCGGCGGAGGAGCAGCCCCAGCAACAGGCCUCCCGACGGCCCAGGGCAUCAGCCCGCGGCCGCGAAGCCCCCGUCUCCUGCUCAGGGCAAGAAGAGUCCGCGACUCCAGUGUAUAGAAAAACUAACAACUGAUAAAGAUCCCAAGGAAGAGAAAGAAGAUGAUUCUGUCCUCCCUCAGGAAGUUUCCAUUACUACAACUAGAGCUAGCCGGAGCUGGCGCAGUAGUAGCAGGACCUCUAUCUCUCGCCUUCGAGACAGUGAGAAUACUCGGAGCUCUAGGUCCAAGACUGGCUCCUUGCAACUCGUCUGCAAGACAGAACCAAUUACUGAUCAACUUGAUUAUGAUGUUCCAGAAGAACAUCAGUCUCCCGGUGGCAUUAGUAGUGAUGAGGAAGAGGAGGAGGAAGAAGAAAUGUUAAUCAGUGAAGAGGAAAUACCAUUCAAAGAUGACCCAAGAGAUGAGACUUACAAGCCCCACCUUGAAAGGGAAACCCCAAAGCCACGGAGAAAAUCAGGGAAGGUGAAAGAAGAGAAAGAAAAGAAAGAAAUUAAAGUGGAAGUAGAAGUAGAGGUGAAAGAAGAAGAGAAUGAAAUUAGGGAAGAUGAGGAGCCUCCCAGGAAGAGAGGGAGAAGGCGAAAAGAUGACAAAAGUCCGCGGUUACCCAAAAGGAGAAAAAAGCCUCCAAUCCAAUAUGUCCGUUGUGAGAUGGAAGGAUGUGGAACUGUUCUUGCUCACCCUCGCUAUUUGCAGCACCACAUUAAAUACCAGCAUUUGCUGAAAAAAAAAUAUGUAUGUCCCCACCCCUCCUGUGGGCGACUCUUCAGGCUCCAGAAACAACUUCUGCGGCAUGCAAAGCAUCAUACAGACCAGAGGGAUUAUAUCUGUGAAUAUUGUGCUCGGGCCUUCAAGAGUUCCCACAAUCUGGCAGUACACCGGAUGAUUCAUACGGGCGAGAAGCCAUUACAAUGUGAGAUCUGUGGAUUUACUUGUCGACAAAAAGCAUCUCUUAAUUGGCACAUGAAGAAACAUGAUGCAGACUCCUUCUACCAGUUUUCUUGCAAUAUCUGUGGCAAAAAAUUUGAGAAGAAGGACAGUGUAGUGGCACACAAAGCAAAAAGCCACCCUGAGGUGCUGAUUGCAGAAGCUCUGGCAGCCAAUGCGGGCGCCCUCAUCACCAGCACAGAUAUCUUGGGCACUAACCCAGAGCCCCUGACACAGCCUGCAGAUGGUCAGGGGCUUCCUCUUCUUCCUGAGCCCUUGGGAAACUCAACAGCUGGAGAGUGCCUACUGCUAGAAGCUGAAGGGAUGUCAAAGUCAUACUGCAGUGGGACAGAACGGGUGAGCCUUAUGGCUGACGGGAAGAUCUUUGUGGGAAGUGGCAGCAGUGGGGGCACUGAAGGGCUGGUCAUGAACUCGGAUAUACUCGGUGCUACCACAGAGGUUCUGAUUGAAGAUACAGACUCUACUGGACCCUAGUGCAAAGGAAGACUUUGGGCACUGGGACAGUGCAGACUUUGUAUUUAAAAGAUAAAAAGGACAAAAAAAAUUUAAAGCAUUUAAAAAUCUAGUAAAAUAACUGAAGGGCCUGCUCUUUGCAUUGUGGAUCACAACACACACACACACCAUCCCCAUUCCCUGAACUCCCCUUCCUCAUCCUUAAAAUAUUGAUGUAGCCUUUACCAGAAAGGUUGAUGAAAAAGCAGCAACAUGCUAGGUUCCAGCCAGCAGCAGACUUCCUGCUCAUUGGCAAAUCUCCUUUUUCUCAGCCUAUAACUCUGAUGUGCUCUGGAUCAGCUUUGAACUCAUAAUAGUAUAUUACUAUCAUCUAAAUCUUUUCUCCUCUACUACUGCCCUAUGGCUCUGGCUUCUUCCCACUGCAACAACCAACACUUACCCUCAAAUAUUAUAUAAUUCUAUUUUCCGGAGGCUGGCAGCUUGACUUGGCACUUUAGGGCUCCUUGGCAGGAUGCUGUUAAAACAGCACACAUCUCUCACCCCUCUUCCAUUACUCACUGGGUUUGGGGAAGGAAGGAUACAUGGGGACCACCUCCCUCCCUUUCAAUGGAUCCCAGCACCUCAGUUCCCCCCACUCCUGAACCUCCAUAAUGCUCUUAAUGGUGCUCACUUGCUUGGAAGCAGGCUCCCAAGAGAGGGGACUGACCUCUGUUUCUGGCUGAAAGAUAGGGCUCUGUGUCAGUGAGAAAAGUCCCAGGCUAAUGGCAGAAAUUUGCACUUUGAACAUGUGUGUUUUGUGUUGUGGAACCUGAGAUUCCUUAUUUAUUAAUGGAAAGUCUGAUUUUUUGGGGGGGAGGGUCUUUGUUGCUAUGUUUUGUGGGGCUGGGAGAGUAGAUUAUUCUGACAUGGGAUCCUUCCUACAAGAGGUACUUUGAAGGCAAGGCUUAGAGUUGAAGAAGCACAGCCAGCCUCUAAAAUCAUAGUUCUCCAGUGGCCUUUAAAGUAAGCUGGUCCCCAGCACUAACAGAAUCACUACAAUAGCCUAGUGCUUUUUUGGAAGCCUUAGGGAAGUUUGAUAGGUUUGUGGUAACUAGUGUGCUCUUUGAGAUUUUUAAGAGCAUUUGAGAUACAAGAAUUUUGAGGGGAUGAGGAAUGUUGGUCAAGGUCUAAAUCACACAUAAAAAAUUUUCUUCUGUGAAUUUAUCUUCUUUGCAUAUAUAUCCCUGCUGGCCCCUUGUUUUGAUUUUGUUAUUGGUCAUUCCAGCUCUCAGUGGAAGACCGGACCCUGUCAUUCAUGAAGGAACACAAUCUAAAAGUUCUAGAGAUUUGGUUAAGAGUAAACUCUUCUGUCUUAUCUCCUCUUUAGAAGAGACAAAGCUUCAAUAGACAAAAACAAAAGUAAAAAUCUAUACGAUAAUGUUUUUUGGCUUUCCCCAGAAUUAUCUGUUUUCCUCUGAGUAGAGAUUUUAAUGCCCUGUGGCAUUAAAAUUACUGUCACUGGGAGACACGGAUCAUAUUUUUACAUGCUUCUACCUCUCAAAAGACUAAAACCCUAAUUCAGCUCAUUUUUUGAAAAUUAGGAGUGCAGUUCUUCCCUGUGUACUUCAGAAUCAGCCAUUGAAGACUGGGCCAGUUGUUGUCAGCAACACAUGAUGACUAUUGGGAAAAAUAAGAGUUUGAGAACAAAAUAAGGAACAGCUUGUUUUUCACAAACACUAAAACUGUGGAGUUUAUCAAAUUUUCUCUGCUUGAUUUUUUUUUCCCCCCAAAAGGAGAAUAGCAAAAUGUCAUCUCUGAAAGACGCUUACUAUACACCCACCUAUGUCGGUGGUUGGGAUGCCAGGGAGAGGGAGGAAGACACCUACAGGAACAAUCUUAAACACAUUAUUGUUUCCUCUAGAGUGUUGCAGACUUAGCCACCCCUCCAUGUGAGGGGAGAAAAGGCAUGAAGACAGGCUUUUCUGCCCUGCAGAGUUGCAGUUGACCUUGGUACAUUGCAUAGAUUUGAAAACACUUUAAGAGGAAUUAAAAAUGGAUCUGCAGCAAACUUUGCUCCUCUUGACGCUGUUUAUCUAGUAUCUGUGUCCUACACUUACCCUUUGUUUUUCACAUUUAGAAUGUCUCCAAUAAAUUAGAUAGAGCCACCCACAGAAAAACAAACUGCAUUGAAAACAUCUCACUUUUCUGGGAUGGGGAAAAAUAUGUUCUUUUCUGUACUUCGCUCUCCUCCCCAUAAAAGCAACUAGUUCUAAAACUUAGAAACUUCCUGUCCUCUCAUGGGGUUGGGGUGGGGCUGAAAGGGGGCUCGGUCAUCUUAGCUGCUCUCUGUUGGCAAUAAGUUUUUUUAGCAGUUUGCAAUAAAUUUUUCAUGAACUUCCUAUUCCUUUUGAGAGCUAGUGCUAGUAUAAUAAAAGUGUAUGAGCAAACUAAGCCCCUACCCUUUUCUUUUUUCCCAUGCCAGUCAUUUAAUUGUCCUUCGAAGGAGUCCUUUUAGUUUUGAAAAUAGUUAAUUCAUACUGAUGGUUUGUUAUCUUUUAAGUCAUACCUCCAUCUUCAAUUGGCAAUUCUAAAUUCUUAGGUAUAUAGUUAUGAUAAUUACUUGGUAUUUCUGGGAGUUGUGUACCCUCCUUGCUUGCAUUGCUAGCGUAUUUUGCAUAAUUAGACCCUAACACAUUUUACAGGGUUUAGUCAGACACUGGCUGGGAGUCCUGGGAAUGAGCAGAGAAAACAUCAGCAUAGAGCACUUGGACCUCCCUUGUACCUGUUCAGAGGAAGAAAAUCAACUAACUAUAUACCAACAACCUAAGUGAGGUCUUACAGCCUUGCUGCAGGGCUAGUUUCCUGCCUUUCUUUCUAUCAAUUUUCCAGUAUACUCAAGAAAAUCGGGAAAUUGUAAUGGGGCAGUUAUAUCUCCUGAGACUUUUUGCCUGUUGAAAUGUGCAGGACCCUUUUCCUGUGAUGAGAGAUAGCUGGUUACUUGAUCUAGGUUUAAAAGUUAUGUAAAAGAAAAAAAUUAUAAUAAAAGGGAUACUUUGCUUUUAAAAUCUUGUUUCCUUUUAAUCUAGGUAAUCAUUUCAAAAUAAGUAUGUAAAGAAGAAAAAUAAAAGUUGUCUUCCUGGAA
Messenger RNA from Mus musculus (house mouse), 5609 nucleotides. It is a transcript of the gene Zfp91, whose product is annotated as zinc finger protein 91. The record is from RefSeq and is marked reviewed. NCBI's taxonomy places the organism in Eukaryota, Metazoa, Chordata, Mammalia, Rodentia, Muridae. Gene Ontology annotation, cellular component: nucleolus; nucleus; nucleoplasm. The transcript has 11 exons. Bases 791 to 2509 code for a protein of 572 amino acids. Gene Ontology annotation, biological process: protein K63-linked ubiquitination; positive regulation of transcription by RNA polymerase II; protein ubiquitination. Gene Ontology annotation, molecular function: ubiquitin protein ligase activity; DNA-binding transcription factor activity, RNA polymerase II-specific; ubiquitin-protein transferase activity.